CCGCCGUUGCAACUCUCGCGAGAGCGCGCGGGAGCUCUCGCGAGAUCGGCCACGCAACGGUCGCCGAGAUGGCGAUGGCGGAGCGAAGGAAGCAGCGCAAGCAGCAGGCGAGCGGCGAGGACAACAAGGAGGAGACGGCUGUUGCCAAGUACCUUCGCUUUAACUGCCCCACCAAGUCCACCAACAUGAUGGGCCACUCAGUGGACUACUUUGUGGCUUCCAAGGCAGUGGAAACGCUCCUGGAGUCGAACUGGGCCACAGGGAAGAAGGGGACAGAGAUCCUGUUCACCACACGAGAGUCCGUGGUCGCCUAUUGCAACCGGCUGCUGCAGAAGCAGUACUUCCACCGUGCGCUCAAGGUGAUCAAGAAGCGGCCGGACAGGGAGGGCAAGCGCGAGAAGCCGGAGCCGCCCAAGGAGGAGGAGAAGAAGGGCAAGAGGGAGAAGGAGAGGAAGAAGGACGGUGACAAGAGAGACAAAGAGGGAGACGCCAAGAGGGACGCUCGCAAGGAGGAUGAGCCGGGCAGCCCAAAGAAGAAGAAAGAUGCAAAGAGGAGGAUGAAACUUGAGCCCCACGACAAGCAAAUCUUCAUCGACGGCAACGAGGUUUUCGUGUGGAUCUACGACCCCGUUCACCCCAAGACGUUCAUCAUGGGGCUCAUCUUGGUGAUUGCGGUGAUUGCGGCGACGCUGUUCCCGCUGUGGCCGGCCGAGAUGCGUGUGGGCGUGUACUACCUGAGCGUGGCGGCCGGCUGCUUCAUCGGAGGCAUCCUCUUCCUGGCCGUCGCGCGCUGCAUCCUCUUCAUGCUCAUCUGGCUGCUGACGGGCGGCCGCCACCACUUCUGGCUGCUGCCCAACCUCACCGCCGACGUGGGCUUCCUCGACUCGUUCCGUCCGCUCUACACGCACGAGCGGCAGACCGGGACCGCCGGAGCCGCCGGCGCCGCCGCCACCGACGCCGCCGUCGCCGCGUCGUCUUCAAUGCCGCCGGAAUCGGCGGCGGCGGCGGCCAAAUCCGACGCCGGCAAACGCGGCUCGAAGAGCGGAACGACGGGGGAGGCCUGCGCCGAGGCCGUCGUGCCCAAGACCCUGGGGCCGUCCAACGGCACGGACAGCGACGACGACGACGGCGACGGAGGCGGGCCGGCCAAGGCUGACAAUGACGACGACUACGAGGAGGAUGAGGAGGAAGAGGAGGAAGAGGAGGAGGAGGAUGACGAGGCGAGCGGGAAGAGAGGGACCGACGAAGGCAGCGACCAGAGCAACGGCAAUGACUUUGAGGUGAUCUCGCAGGAGGAGAUCGACGGGGGCUCUCACGGUGACGUUAACGACGACGGCGACAACGGCGGCGCUGACGACGGCGACGGCGGCGACGACGGCGACAGCGGGAGAAAGCGGAAGGAGGAGGCGGCCGACGAGGCAGGGGCCAGCGCGUCGUCGCAUCCCUGAGAUGGAACGGCCGCCGCCGCCGCCGCCUCCGAACUUUCUCUCCGUUGACUGCGGCCGCGUCGUCGCUCCCACACCCGCACCUCUUCGCCGUCUCUCCUCCUCGUCGUUUCUCCUCAUACAAUCUUGAGUUCCGCCAAACGGUCAUCGCUCCUCGGGUGCGCACGAUUUCCGAGUCGCGAUCAUUCCACCGCCACGCCCCAGCCCCCCCACCACCACCGGGGUGGUGGGGGGGGUUCUUGUCCCCGUGGUCGCGCUGUUCACGCAACUUCCCACCCGACGUUUUGCUUCUCGUGCCGGGCGGGGGCGGAGUGUGGCGGUGAUCCGCCUCCCGCCGCUGAAGAAGCUUCCGGCGGCACGUGGAGCAAAACGUCGGACGUCGUGACUCGCGGCGGAGAGCGGCUACCACCUCCCCCUCUUCCCUCCCACGCCCUCCCCCCCACCUCAGCCCCUCUCCACUGUCUCGUCCCUCACCUGCUCAGCUUCUCGGCAUCUCUCUCCGUCUCGCGCCCCUCCCAUUUCAUUUCCUCUCUCUUCCUGACCCCGCUGCUCCUCUUCUGUGGAGGUGGGUAGCGUGUGUGUUUGCGCGUGUGUGCGCGUGCGUGUGUGACGCGCCUGAUCCAGUGUUAAUUGCCACGCCGCUUUGCGUUGCGUUAGAUUGCUUGAGGGCGGUAGCGUUAGUGCGGUCGCACUGUAGCCAGGGCUUGAACUCCUUGCUGAGUGUUUUGCUGGUCGCCGGUAGACUGGAGUACGUGGCACGUGUCUCACGAGUGCUCAGAGCGACAGAGAUGCGACACUGUGCAAGUGCUGUGUCCCAGUUGCGGAUAUACAGGGUCAAUCCAGUUAUAGAUACCCCGCCAAUUUCCACUCUCUCUCUCUCUAAGCCUCCCGUCAACAUAGGUGAAUGUUGUGGAGGCGAUGAUGGCUCCAUUAUCUCGCAGAGGGGUCGAACGUUGGUACGCAAAUUUAUUGAGUAUUGGUGGCGGACAGGUAAGAAAGGGGCUCCAAAAUAAAGUGUCGUUUACAUCGUCGCCCCCAUUCUGCCAAACAGAACACUGUGUUGCCCACUUGCAGGCCUCGACUUGUGCUGCACAGGGACAGCUGCCACUGGGGGUGGGGGAUCCCCUAGGCCAGAAAAUAGAGAAAAUAAACGACAGCUGACGAUUGAGAUGUGGAUGCAAGAUGUGCUCUGAGAUGCCGAGUCAAUGUUUAGCAACCGGUGGAAUGGAAAUCCUUCCAACAUUGCCUCGCCAUCAAGCCGUCAUCAAUCCACUGCGGGAUGAAGGUCGUGCCAAGCCACUGCCUCCCAUCCCCUUCUCCUCUCCCCCUCUCACCAUCUUAGGAUACGGCAGUCCAUCCCAGCCACCUGCACAAUCCAUUAGUUUGCAGAUUCCUCGAGGUUAGCAGCAGCAGGUGUCUGUAAACGGAUCGCCCGUUGUGCGUGUUUCACUAAUCCCGUACCAGAAAAAUAAGCAAGAAAUGCACCCCUGUCUGUAAUUGACCUCCGGUGGUCAUAAGAGGAAGGUGAAGUCACGGUCAUUUCAUAGACGAUGUUAGCGCACAAAGAAGAGCGAUGACAGGAGGAGGAGGGGAUGGUGAGCAGUGAAACCAACACGUGGCAGGCUCCGGCCUCCUGCCACCAGGUCGCCCCCGACCUGGUGGCUGGAGGCGGUCUCGCAAGCUAAGCAGAGCCCGAGCCUGGUUAAGCACGUGCACGGGAACGCCCCAUCUUGAGCCACAAGGGUGGCCGCAAAGGGAAAUGGCGCUUGUGAGUGUCAAUCCCUCGCGUGUGUGGGGUUUUCUCCCGGGUGCUCCCCCAGAGUCUCGAGACUCGGGGGUUGAGGUUCUGCAGAGGCGCAGCCCUGCAGUCUGCUGGCUCCCGCCCCGCUGGUGUUGGAAUGGCCUCCCUGGAACGGGGGAGAGCCCGAGAGAGGAGGGUGCAGUAUUCGUUCUAUACACCUCCGCUGCUGAGCAGUUGUGUUGGAAGAGGUGGGGCGUACACGCACCGCCCAUUGGCCGCGGUGAGAUGAAGCCAUUUAAACUGCCGCGCCGGGAGAUGCGCCCCAACUGGCACCCCCUCCUCUGGGUUGAAAGUCCGGUGCGCUGGACAUUGCAGCAAGCGGGCACGCUUGCUCUUGUCAUGGCUUUAGCUCUUGAGAGUUUGUUGAGUCACGGGGAGUGUCUCCACAUUGGAGGAGCAGGAGUGUGGGACGGGGGAAUCGAACCGAGCCGAGAGAUCCUCGAGGGCCGUUCCGUGUUCACCGUCUCGCUUUGCCACCGCGCCCAUCUCCGCCUGAGUGCAGCGAGCAACCCUCUGCCGUUUUGGAAGUGUGCAAGGCUAAAGUAAUAUUGUCACAUAGAUACGAUUAAAAAAACAUUUUAAAUGUCCGUGUCUGUUCUAUGGUAACAUUAUUAACUGUGCAAGUAUCAAGUUGGAAUUAAAAACACUUCUUAACCGCU
Messenger RNA from Petromyzon marinus (sea lamprey), 3905 nucleotides. It is a transcript of the gene SEC62, whose product is annotated as SEC62 preprotein translocation factor. The record is from RefSeq and is a predicted model, not a curated record. NCBI's taxonomy places the organism in Eukaryota, Metazoa, Chordata, Hyperoartia, Petromyzontiformes, Petromyzontidae. Gene Ontology annotation, biological process: post-translational protein targeting to membrane, translocation. Gene Ontology annotation, cellular component: endoplasmic reticulum membrane; endoplasmic reticulum.